Pecten maximus is the source of this 1862-nucleotide messenger RNA. RefSeq names its product cilia- and flagella-associated protein 100-like. The record is from RefSeq and is a predicted model, not a curated record. NCBI's taxonomy places the organism in Eukaryota, Metazoa, Mollusca, Bivalvia, Pectinida, Pectinidae.
GUAAGCGCUUUUGAGACCCAGAUGCUGUUGCCACGGAAAUUGUAAACAGAAUCCGUGGAACUGAACACAAGAACUGUCUUCAUAAGAUUUAAAUCAUGGCUGACUCACCAAACAGGUCCAAUCCUGGAUCUCCAGACACUGAUACCUCGGGCAAAAAAUCAAGGCAAGCUAUUUCAGGACAGUCAGGCCGUGUUACGUUCCCUAACUCUGCAAAAUCUGGAUCAAGUCGUUCAAUUAUGUCAGCGGAUGAUGCAGGUACCCAGGGGAAUCCAUUUAAGAUGGCCCCAGACAGUGAUAUCUUUGUUCUACGUGACAAGGAAAGGCAAAGGAAGAAACAGGAAAGACUUCGACAAAGAGGAUUACAUGUACAUGAGAAAACUACAUAUUCAUCAAAAGUGAACUUCCGCACUGCUUCUAUGAUUCGACCUGCUGAUUCAGAUGAAGAAAAAGAUGGAGAAGACGGUGACAAAACAGUAUCAGUCAAAGAUGAUCCACAAUACACCAUCAGAGUAACAAGAGAUCGACAUGUUGAGAAGGAGUCCCUGGCAGAAUAUAUUGCUAAGAAGAGGGAAAUGUUUCUUGUACAGUACUCAUUGGGCGUGAAGCGUGAUGAGAUGAAGAAGCUGGAGGAAAUGGCACAGAAGGAGGAGAAGAAGCUGGAGCUGGCAGAGCAGUACCUGGAAGAAGAUGCUGCUAUGUUUGAUGAAUUUCUCAAAGAAAAUGAUGCCAACUCUGCUGAGGCUGUGAGGGAGGCUGAGAAUGAGACAAAAGCAAAACUAGAAAAAGUAGGGGAAGUCAAGAAAAUUAACACACAGAUGAUGACAAUCAAAUCUGAAAUUUCAAAAUAUGAAGACACAUUGAAAGAGUAUCAGCUUUACAGGAAGUUUCUGGAUAGCCUUACGCCUCAGGAAGUAAGAGAAGAAAGAGACGUCAAAAGACAAAAGAGAAGAGAGGAAAAACAAAGAGAACAAGAGAAAAAUAUGCACGUUAUAAAGAAAAGUGGUGGAGCAUUAGCUGACAAAUCGAAAAAGAAGGUGCCAUUAAAAUCAGAUGGCUUACCCAAAACAGGAUCAGCAGUUAAAAAAUCAGAUCAAGAAAGUGUGAUAUCAGCAAUGAUAGAUUCGGAUGAGGACAGCGAUGAAGAGUUGGAUCUGUACUUUGGCGACCCCCACCAAUUGUUAGAUAUAUUUGCUGAAUUAGAGGAACAAAAUCUAUCAUUAAUUCAAAAUAGUCAAGAAACAGAAGAAGCAUUAGAAGAAAUGAAACAGACUAUAAAACAAACAAAAAUAAAGAUGGAGAAAGAAACACAGAUAUUAAAAGAUCAAAUAGACAAACUAAACACACACAUUUUCAAAGAAGAAGCACGAGCAGAGGAUUUAAAGAUAAAAGCCAAAAUGUUUUCAUACGGUGAGUUCAAGGCGGAGGACCAGGAGAAGAUGUUACAAGCUCUCAACAAGAAGGUGGAGGAAGUGUACAGGAGUUGUAUUGGUGACAAUGAGGCAAACAUUAGUACAUUACAGAUGCUCACGAACAUAGAAAAUCGGCUCGAGGAAUUGUUUGAACAAAUUGAAACAAUGCCUCAGGACAAAGUGGAAGCAGCAGAAAAGGCCAAGGAGAAGGAGAGGCGACUGAAGCAGAGGGAGGAGAAGAUGGAGCAACAGAGACUCCACCAGGAGGAGCGGGUCCGGAAGGCGCUGGAGAGGGCCAAGGCAGAGCCAAAGAAACAGACUGGAAGGAAACUUGUGUUCCGAUCAGAACCACCCAGACACAAGAAGAAAGAGGACGAGAGAGAUGACCAGGCGUCUAGAGAGGAAGAGGAGCUAGCUUAUUUCUUCCAAUAUUAAUUACCUUAGUCAUAUUUU